AUGGACCGCAAGAGCUCUCUUCGAGCCUACGUGAGGACCAAGGAAGAUCAAGCCGAGGUAAACUUGGAGGCUAAGGGCGAGGAAGAGCUGGAGCUGCUCUCCGACCCCCUCGCCUUGGCCAAUACCGGCAUCCUUCUCACAACCAACAAGCGUGGUGACGGCAAGGUGGUGUUCAGCCUGCGCGAGCUGCCUCUCCACAGCGAGUGGCGCACUUCCGCGGGACACACCGUGGCUCGAGUCUCUCGCCGCGAUGUGCUCAUCUGCGAUGUCACUGGGCAGCCGCACACCAUCGACGUGCCAUCAGAGACGCUGCUCACCAUCCUCUACCUGCCUGACGCAGUGCUCCAGACCAUCUGGUUGCACCUCGUGCCCAGCAUCACCAACACAUGCAUACCCCAGGACAUUGGGCGGUGCAGGCUGGUGUGCAGACAUUGGGCGCGCAUGAUCGAGAAGAUGGUGGUCUACGAACGAACAAGGGGCAUACGGUUCGUCAUCCCCUCGCACCCGGUUCAGCGCGUGCGGAGCAUCUACGACAGCGAUGACGAAGACUACGAGCUCGAAGCGGAGCACGACAACGACGUUGAGGAAUCGCUGCUCGACGGGGUCGCGGGCCGCCACACAUCGAUCGCGCGCCUCUGGGUGCUGUCCACCUCACGACCCAAGCCGGCCCCGGCCAAGGGCAUCUUGAAGCGACCUGCCGACGACGCGCAGGGCAAGAGCAAGAACACCAAGAAGUCGGUGCGAUUCACCGGCCUCGGCGACGAGAGCGAAGCCGAGGAAGCGGAGAAGGAGCGGCGAGCGCGGGAGAGCGUGCGAAGGAAGCUGACCGAGGGAACCGAGCUGUCGAAACGGUUCCUCGCCUCCUUCUUCGGAUGGAGCAAGCACCACCACCGCAAGCGCUCGUCGAUCGACGGCGCCGAACUGUUUGGCGAAGAAGACGAUAUGGACGACGAAGACGCCGACGACCAGGAGAGCGCGGACAGCGACGACACGGGAGAGGAAAGCGCGUCGACGGUCAUCAACUCGGCCGAGGAGGCGUGGUACCGCACCAACGUCUUCGAGAACCAGACCAGGAAUCUCAACCGCCUCAAGGAGCUCGAGAUGCGCCUCGAAGAGAUGGUGCGCAGCAAGGGCCGGCUCGGCUGCAAAGUCCCACGCAACAACACCGCCACCACCGCCAGCAGCGGCGCCGAGGAGGAGGCUCAGAUGGGCGAUGGAGAGGGAGUUGAUGAUGAGAGCCGAGUGGCGAUCGUGGGCGACGACCUGCAAUCAUCGCCGACGCGGGUGGAAGUGGACGGCUGGGCCGAGAGCCCGGUCUACAUGUCGCCGCCGGAGGCGCUGCCGGACCAGGCGCGGGAGGAGGCCAACGCGGGCGAAGACGAAGACGAGGGAGGACAAGAGGGCAAGCCGAAGCGCAGGAGGAGAGACUCCUUCAGCGGGCUGCUGUCCUCGAUGUCCGGCGCGAGCAAGAAGCUUCUGUCGCGCUAG
Messenger RNA from Acanthamoeba castellanii str. Neff, 1488 nucleotides. RefSeq lists its product as uncharacterized. Lineage: Eukaryota; Discosea; Longamoebia; Acanthamoebidae. The record is from RefSeq and is a predicted model, not a curated record. The transcript has 4 exons. The coding region runs from base 1 to 1488 and encodes 495 amino acids.